CAUUAGCUCAAGACUGUUUUGUCAGUUGAGAGUAAACAGAAUUAUUGUAGUGGAACUUGUAUUGUAAAUGCAGAAAUAUGUAGGAAAUGUAAAAGUGGGUAAGGGGUUUCCUAGUUACAGAUGAUAAAAAAUUGUCUUGACGUUGCCUUCCUAUUUUAUAGAAGGUGUUUGUGGUUUUUUACUGAUUUAAACUGUCUAACCCAGGUAUACAUUGCAGGGAUUACCUGUAAUUCUCUUGAUAGUGUUCAGAUUUACAACAUGGGAACCCCUCUAUAUUUAUGCAUUUAUGUUCUGGUUUACAACAGGCCAAUUUUACACCUUAUUCUUUUUCUGUAAGAAGCAUUUGUUAACUUGGGGUGUAAUGAGGUCUUCAUGAUGUUUUAAAUUACUCUGAAAAACAAACAUAGAGAAUUAUAAGAACUGUCAUUAAACAUAAUUUUUGUUUUAUAGGUUAUUCAGCAAUAGUUAUGAACUCCCGUUUACGAGCCUUAGGUGGGAGGAUAAAUAACAUACGAGCAUCAGAGCUACCAAAAGAGAAAACCCGAUCAGAAAUAAUCUGUAACGUCCACUUUUUGGAUGGCUCAGUACAAAGCUUCAAAGUCAACAAACAAGACACUGGACAGAUUUUGUUGGAUAUGACCUAUAACCAGCUGGGUGUGACAGAGAAGGAAUAUUUUGGUUUACAGCAAAAUGAGACUUCAGUAGAUUCACCUUUUUUCAUUUCACAGCGGUGGCUUGAACCAAGCAAACCUAUUAGAAAACAGUUAAAAGGAGGUUUUCCCUGCACGCUUCAUUUUCGUGUAAGGUUUUUUAUACCUGAUCCUAACACACUUCAGCAAGAACAAACCAGGCAUUUAUUCUUUCUGCAGUUGAAGAUUGAUAUUGCAGAAGGAAGGUUGUCAUGCCCCAUUAGUUCUGCUGUUGUAUUGGCAUCAUAUGCAGUACAAUCACAACUUGGAGACUAUAAUGCUUCAGUGCAUUGCUCAGGAUAUCUUUCAAAUUACAACUUUAUACCGGAGCAGAACAAAGAUUUUCUUACCAAAGUAGAAACGCUACAUGAGCAACACAGUGGCCUCAAGCAAUCUGAAGCAGAGUCCUGCUAUAUAAAUAUAGCAAGAACACUUGAAUUCUAUGGAGUGGAAUUGCACAGUGGUAGAGAUCUCCAUAAUCUAGAUCUCAUGAUUGGGAUUGCAUCUGGUGGAAUUGCUGUAUAUAGAAAACUCAUCUGUACAAGCUUCUAUCCCUGGGUGAACAUAUUAAAAAUUUCCUUUAAAAGGAAAAAAUUUUUUAUACAACAACGGCAAAAACAUAAUGAAUCCAGAGAACAUAUUGUUGCCUUCAACAUGUUAAAUUACAGAGCAUGCAAAAAUCUUUGGAAAUCUUGUGUAGAGCAUCACACAUUUUUUCAGGGAAAGAAGUCACUACCUCAUGAAAAAAAGAUAUUAUCACAUUAUUGGACUCUGGGUUCUAGAAAUCCAGCAAAGUCUGUAAACAACCAGUACUGCAGAAAGGUGAUAGGUGGGAUGGUUUGGAACCCAUCUAUGAGACGAUCCUUAUCAGUUGAGCACCUAGAGACCAAAAGCCUUCCUUCUCGAUCACCUCCUGUUACCCCCAAUUGGCGGAGUCCUAGACUACGUCACGAAAUCCGCAAACCACGACACUCAUCUGUAGAUAACCUUACAAACGAGAUUAGUUAUAUUACUGAAACGGAGGAUGUUUUUUACACAUAUAAGGGCUCUCCAACAUCAAAGGACAGUGAUUCAGAGUUCUCUCAGAACCGUAGUCCACAGAGGAGGUCAUCUGAACAAGAAUCACCAAAGAAUGUAUUGGGAAACAGUCCAACACGGAGCUCUCUGACCCAUCUCUCACCUAAAGCCUUGGCUCGGUCUCCCAAUGGAGUUGGCAACAUUUCUGGCUCUUACCCAUUGGAAGGGGUGGAUAAGCAGUUCCUAGAAACAUAUGAUGACCUUACAAAAAGCAGCUCGAUGGAAGAUUCCAGUCAGUACUACUGCGAUAAGAAUGACCUAAUAGAGGGAGAUUUACUUUUGGUGCGUAUCAUACCAGAUGAAGAAGGGAAGUUUGGAUUUAAUCUAAAGGGUGGAGUAGAUCAGAAAAUGCCACUGCUGGUAUCAAGAAUAACUCCAGGAUCACCUGCUGAUAAAUGCAUUCCAAAGCUGAAUGAAGGCGAUCAGAUAGUAUUAAUUAAUGGCCGAGAUAUCUCAGAGCACACGCAUGACCAGGUGGUCAUGUUCAUAAAAGCCAGCAGAGAAUCUCACACAAGAGAGCUUGCACUUUUGGUCAGGAGGAAAGUAGUUAAACAGUUUGUGGAGCCCAUAUCCGAAGAUGAAGCUGAUUCCCUCACUCUGCCAGAAUCUAUUCUUCCUGUCUGUUCUGAAUAUGGCGGUGAUACACUGGAGGAGUCUAUGGAGCAGCUAAGAAGAGGGUUAGAAAGUGGAACAGUCCUUAUUCAGUUUGAGCAACUUUAUAGAAGGAAACCAGGAUUGGCUGUUACAUGUGCAAAGGUACCUCAGAAUAUGGACAAGAAUAGAUACAAAGAUGUUCUACCUUAUGAUGCCACAAGGAUAAUAUUGCAAGGAGAUGAAGAUUACAUUAAUGCAAAUUAUGUGAAUAUGGAAAUUCCUUCUGCUGGCAUUGUGAACCGGUACAUUGCUACUCAGGGGCCUCUUCCACACACGUGUGCACACUUCUGGCAAGUAGUCUGGGAUCACAAAUUAUCACUGAUCAUCAUGCUAACAACACUUACUGAACGAGGACGGACCAAAUGUCACCAGUAUUGGCCUGAUCCACCAGAUGUGAUGGAAUAUGGCUGCUUCCGUGUCAGGUGCCACUCUGAAGACUGCACAAUUGCUUACGUUGUCAGAGAAAUGGUCAUUACAAACAUUGAGACAGAACAACAGCACACUGUCACCCAUCUCCAGUACGUAGCUUGGCCUGAUCAUGGCGUUCCUGAUGACUCCAUGGACUUCUUGGAGUUUGUGACCUGUAUGAGACCAAAGAGAGUAAAGAAUGAGCCAGUUCUUGUUCACUGCAGCGCAGGAAUCGGUCGCACUGGUGUGUUGGUCACUAUGGAAACAGCCAUGUGCUUAAUUGAAAGGAACCAACCUGUUUAUCCACUGGAUAUUGUACGGAAAAUGAGAGACCAGAGAGCUAUGAUGGUGCAAACAUCAAGUCAAUACAAAUUUGUUUGUGAAGCUAUUCUUCGUGUUUACAAAGAAGGAUUGGUUCGACCACUGGAUUCCAGUUAGCACAGCAGUGAAGGAUUAUUUUUUUUUUUUUGCCUAAAAAACCUGCUCUUUAAGCAAAGCAAGGGCUUCUUUUUGAAAGCAACUAGAAUGGACUAGAAGCCCAUGAAAAGACAGAUGAGCACAUUUGAACUGUGGCACUUUAAAUUUUGCAAGAAGAUUGCUAAAUCAUGUACAGUAUAACAAAGUCACAUAGAUAAAUAUAUGACAGCAAUUGUGUGUAAUAUGCUUUAUUCACAUAGACAACCAUAAACAAUCAUGGAAACCUUAACAUAUAUCUUUUACUGCCUUAAAACACCCUUUACUUUGGAAGUUACAAAGUUCCUUGUGUUUCCUUUAAAAUAGCAAAAGGAAAACUAUUAUUGAAAUUAUUCAUCUUAAGAAGGUAUAUUUGUAUCAUAUGAAAGUUCAUUGAAGGUGAAUAUUUGUAGCUUCCUUUUUAGGAUACUAAAUAUCCAUGGAACUGUAAUCUUGACUAAAAGGCUGACAAAGAGCUUUAAAGGCUAAUGCAUAACUACUGUACACUGAGCUGGAGAAAUUUAGUAUUCAGUUACCAUAAAUCUAUUAGUGAGUAUGCCAGCUGUUAUAAUAUGCUGCUUAGAAAUCACAUCUACUGUAUGUGAUGUGAAAAUAAUGCUGCAUUUAGGCAUUUAUGCAGAUGGUACAGUCUACAUCUUCUGUUGAUGAAUUUUAGUUGCAACUUGCCCUUUUGACAGUGACCUACUUUUUACAGUUUUAGUUAUUGCACCCCUUUUCUUCUGUUUCUGUUACCCAUCUCCUUUAUACUUUUCACUGCUGUUUCUAUAUGUGGACUGAAAACACUUUAACUUAAAAUUAGGUUUUUCUCUGUCACGUUUGUUUCCAUGUGUAUUUAUGAGUUCUCAGAUGUAAAUGUGGAUUAAUGUUGCACACAAGUACUAGACUUUUGACUUACUGUAUAUGCAAAGUAGUCUAAUCCAAUACUGGAAGAAAAAUUACUACUGAACCCAUCAAAUAUGUUGCUGCUAUUUCAAGGUGUGAAGCUUACAAGGGCACAGGUGUUGCUAGUGUUCAGAUGCUGAUAAAAUGUUGACUUGCUGCCCUCCAGCAAAGCGCUCUCAUCCAGCGAAACAUGACUCCCUUUUGCAAGAGUUCUCCAGAUUUACAGUUUCUUAUACAGAAACACAGUUAAAUUUACCUGAAGAUUUACAUGGAAAGAGAGAAUGAAUUUGUACAUUGAUGAAAAAUUCACCCUAAGGUACACUGGUCUCUAUUUCAUUUCAGAUGGGAGAAUUGGACUUUCUGAACAGUAUAACCACAUUUGUAUAAUGUUAAAUUAUUUUGUGUGUGCUUUUUGAUUACCCUGAGAUAGUUAUUAAUUUUUAAUAGUGUUUAAAAAUAUUCUAAGGGACUGUUUAAAACUCUGUUAUUUAAAAAAUUAGUGCUAAAUAAGGAAAAAUUUUUAUGGGGCAUAUUAGUCAGAUGUUUAUAUGUAUAAAAGAGAAAAUUAGAUAAUUUUUUUUCAGAGAGGUAUAUAUGCACACACAUAUUCAGAUGUAUUUUAGAAUUAUGGUUUGUAUAUGGAUAUUAUCAUUUAUAACUGGAGUUUCAUUAUAGAAACUAUCACAGCUGUACAAUAUGCAUCUCUCAUGUUACUGGAAGACUAUGUUUUUUUUCCCCCAGGAGGUAACUAGGAAGUGUAUGUAGGAUGAGCUAAAUUGCUGACUUACUUGUCUUUUGUAGGUUUCAUCCUCUCUCCAAGAUUACAUUUUUAGCUAUUGCUGAAGAUAUCUGGUUACUGUUUAUUGAUCAAAAGAGUUUUAAUUGAGAUGUGCAGAGUAGUUGGCAACAUGGAAACCUACUUUGUUAGGUUGAAUGGUGAAUAGGUGUGUGCUCAUGUUUACAUAGUGCAUUCCAAAUUUCCCUUCGACUGGAGUUUUCUGUAAUAUGUUGGAUCAUUGUCAUCUUGCUUGAUUGGGCAUAGGUUAAAAAACAAAGGACCGGUUCACUCUUAACUUGCUAAAUUGUAUCAGGUAGCUCAAUCAGUCUGUGAAUCCAAAUGCAAAAUGAUAAUAGACAUCCACAUAUUACUUGGGAAGCUUUGUUAUUGUGUGCCUGUCUGUUAAAACAUACAUUUUUUUUCCCCGAGUUUUCCUGUGCCCAGGUCUCAGAGUCAUCCCUUGCAGAUGGCAUGACUUGCAUUUAAUAGUUUGUCAAGAAGUGAAAAAAGGCAAGAAAAUAAAUUGUAAGAAAAUAUUUAGAGCAUCUUUCUGACAUCCGUGUCUUUCAUGGAAGAACUAGAAGUUUCUUUGUGUUCAAGGUUAUUCCUAUAAUCCAAUUGCUAUUUAUGUUUCUUCAUGUUUAAUAUGUACUUACCAAAGCACUGUAAAUGUGUUUCUCGUAUAACUUCAGUCUCAAGAUACAUGGUAUAGGCUUGACUUGUGUUAGUUAGUGUGCAUUUAAUGUAUGACUGUCGUAUUGUGACAACAAAUGCUGCUCUUGUUUUGGUAAACUUGGAUGGGUUUGGUAAUACCAUUGGGGACUACCAUCUUGGAUUUUUAUUACUUGCUUGAAAUUGCUGGCCACAGAGAUAAUACUCAAAGCUAUAUAAAUAGUAAUAUCUAUACUUUUUUUUUCAUUUUUUUAAUACCUUAGAGGAAAUAUUAACUACACAAGUAUAUUGUAUAUUGUGUCCAUCUUUAUUUCAGUCUUGCUGAGUUUUGCACAUGUACCUGUAGGGUGCAUAGGGGAGAAUUGAAGGGGCUUUGUCUUCUUUCUGUAGUGUGUGAUGACUUUGCACUGAAUGAAGUAUGCCUUAGAUCUGAUCUUGCAAUGAAAGCAUAAUUAUGAAAACAUCUUACCACCAGCUUUUGUUUUCACAAAAAUUAAGAAAUCACAAAGAUAUAGAUUUAAUUGAUUGGUUUGGGGGGAUUUUGGUGGGAGUUAAAACUCAUGAGCAUGAAGUUUUUAAUUGUCAAGCAGUUAGCAAAUGGUAGAAAGUGCUGUGAAGAAAAGAUUCUGUAUAACCUUCAUAAACAUUUUACCCUUGAUUUCUCCUGUGCUGGUAUGGUCGUGAAAAUAAGUAUUCAAAAUGUCUGGUGUGGUGGUGGAUGAAGAGGGAGCAAUAAAACCCUUGACGUUUUCAUCACUGUGAAAUACACUAACAUUUAUUUACAGAAUUAAACAAAUUUAAACUUAGUGGCUUUAUAUUUGAUGUGGAAGUAAUUAAAAUGCCUAUUCAGCAUGUAUUCAGAAAUCUCACAGGGUAACACUUCUGAGACAGAAGUAAAAGGGACCGUCUUGCUAUUUGUUAAAAAUAAGAAAAACAGUGCCCUAAACCAUGAAUGCCUUUUGUGUAACCAGAUGUAUGAAAUACAAGUCAUUAAAAUACAACCAAACAUUGAAUAGUGGUGGUGUUUUGCAAAAAAAAAAAAAAAAAAAAAAAAAAAAAAAAUUUAAUCUAGGGGUUUGCUUUUAAUGAUCCUGUGUUUUAGGUGUUGAUACUAAAUUAUAUCCAGUCAGAAUGUAACCACGAAUUCAGCAAUAAGCCUUCAUAUGGACUCAGUUUUUAAACUGUUAUUUUCCCCCUCAUAUUUCCUACUAUGCAGUACUUGGUUAAAUAUAUGUGUAUUUUAAAAGAACUCUAGUUCUGAACUAUAUAAUGACCUUUACAUUGGCUUUAUUAAAGUCUAGUAUGAUACAUUUUACAAAAAAGCUCUUCCCUGUAGACAGUAUUCUUUUGUCAGACUAAAUGCAUAAAUGUUAAAAAUAGAUGCACACGGUUCAUAUUCAGUCAAUUAUAAUUUAAACAUAGUUAUUUCACUUAUAAUGGCUUUAUUUUUCUAUCCUGAAAUGAAGCAUUUAAGUGCAAGUUUAUUUGAUUCUUUCAGCCUUUCAAGAAAACAUGUGCUUGGAAAUGUUUGUAUUUUGAUUAGUAACCUGCAACCAGUCUACUUGGUUAAAAACCUUUCUUAACUGAAGCUAUCUAGAAGGUAAAGUUUUCAUUAAAUAUUUUGUUCAAAGGCCAAGUGAAUGAUUAAUUCAUUAUAUAAAACAAUGUUUUGAUAAAAUAAGUACCACAUAACAUCAAUGGAUUUAACCAUUUUUCAGCUCAGAUUAACUUUGUGAUAGUAGCAUUCUUACUACUCAUAUAAAGAGCAAAUGUUGAAUAUCAAUAAUAUUAUAGGAAAAAACAAAUUAUAAGGACUGUAAGAGACCAGGAAAUAUUGGUAUCCUAUUUUUUUUUUUAAACAAAUUCAUCUCAAGAGGAGACAUUUGCUUGCAAACUACUUGGAUAAAAGUAGUCUUAGUUUGUGCUUUAUUUUGGGUUUAGCUGCUGGUUAACCUUGAAUUAAAGUUGUAUUUAAAAUAUUAAAGUGUUUAUUUUUAUAGACAUUAGUGAAACACUUCAGUUUACUGUUAAUUGUUUGACUUCUAUUUACUUGACUUAUAUGAUUUUGUUUCUUGAAAUGUCAUUGUUUUGCCUUAUAAAAUCACUUUGAGGUUUCCUACAAGUGUGAAACUGGCUUUGUCUCAGACAGGUAAAAGUGAUGUCACUGUUGCUUAAGAAAGGAUGUUUUUUUUCACCUGCUAAAGGGGCAGUGUGGUGUUCAGACCAGUCUCAAACUGAUCCCUUUUCUAAACAGUGCUGCUAGCAGUGGUAGAAAUCAUAAAGAUAUAUGGAAAAGCAUGUAAGAAAUUGUUUCCUCAUGGCAAAUAAGACCUGGGUUCAACUUAAAUAUAAAAAGAAAAAAAAUCAGACAUUGUGAACAUGAAAAUGCUUUUAACAUAUAAAGUAGGGGUGGAAAAGAUAUUUUUUUUUUUUUUUUUACUCUUUUUCCUUAAAAACACUUCUGUGUUUUAAACGCAUCCUUCCUCUUGGAACAAUUUCUUUAGUAAAGAGCUAUACUGUUGGCCAUGGGAUUUAAUUUUUGUCAAACCCACCAAGAAAAUAAUUUUAAGUGGAACAUUUUCCUCAUCUACUGGUUUGUGCUCUUCAGUAACAUUAAAAAACUUCUUAAAUAUUUUCCUCUUGAAAACUAUAUUGUCUGUUUUCGUUUGAUGUAUUUUUCUGAGACAUGAAUGAAACCUGCAUUUGGCUGGAUAACUGUUGAGGUUGCUCUGCAUGCUUAAGAGGAAUAAGAUGCUUUGUUAGGGCUAUUAAACCCCUUACCUAACAUCAGAUACCAACUUAAGCCAGAGUAGCAUCAUAUUUCUAUCAGCCUUUUGCAGAAUAAAACAUUUUGUAAAUAGUCUUUGGAGCUUGCUCUCCCAAGCAUCAGGAAGUAGUCUUGUACCAAGCUAGAAUUUAAGCUUUAAAAUAAAACAAAAAUCUAAAAUCUAAAUCUUCAAGUAAGGAAUGGCUAUUUACCAAAUUCUGUACAAAACAUACCUUUUAAAAGGAAAAAAAAAAUUAGUUUUUCUUACAAGAUGCAAAGGUUAACUGCUAGAAGUGCCUUCUCAGUUGUGGGUGCAGCUUACCUAGUCAUAAAGCAAAUUUGCUCUCAGCUAGUGUGCAGUUAUGGCCACUGAAGCACAGAAAGUGCAUCAUCAGGCCAAACACCUCAUUAUUUGUCAACUUUCUUGCACAUGGUUGGUUGCAAUCCUGAUUCAGGAAGUAAGGAAAAAGGGCUGCCUUCCUUUGGGAAAGGGACUGAAAUAUCCUGCACAGUAAAUCCACAGCCUAUAUUGAUCUAUCUUAGUGUAGUUGUACUUGUAUAAUGUAACCUAAGCAGUCUAGUUGAAAGUGAAAUCAGGUGUAUCUGUAUGGGUUUUCAAGGAUAUCAAAACACUCCAUCCCAAAAAAAACUAAAAAGCUCAGCCCAGCAGUGUUAAUUGCAGUGGGCUUCAUUUGCUUCAGUUAAGCAGCAGGUGAGCAUGGCAGCACUUGGAUUAGUCCUGAUCAGUGCCCUUCUAAUUCAGAGCUUUGCAUACAUGAUUGAAAACUUGGGGUUUAGCAGGAACUGAAUUAGUGUCUGGGGUUUAGAAGGAAGUGAAUUAGGAGAAAUUAGGUGGGGAAUUAGUGUAUGUGCUCAAAUGUAAAUCUGUUUCUAAUCCAGGUUUUGCAAAAUAAAAGAUGAGUAUCAGUGCUGACAUUCCAGGAACCUGUGCAGUGAGCACUAAACAUAAUUUAUUUAGGUUUUCACACUUCAUUGUGUAACCUUAAUAGAGAAAUAUAAGGUACAUAUUGGGGACAGCCCUAUAAAAGCUUUAAAAAUCUGCCUGCCAUUUAUUCUCACAAAUGAUGCACUGGUUAAACCUGACCUUGAUUACAACUUAUAUGGAAACAUGUUUAUAGUACUGGAAUAAAUUGCACAACAGUUGGGAGAGCCAAAGUUGUUUGAGUUUUUUGGCAAGUUUUGAAGAAAAUUUCACUGUUCUAGUCACUAAGCUUGUAUUUUCAUAUAAGUUCAGUUAGCAUUUUUGCCAGAGAGUUUUGUCAGCAAAAUAUUGGAAGAUAAUAUCCAUUUAGGGACUCUAGCUGGAGGUUUUUAAUUUUUUUUUUCUUUUCAUGUAGCACUCUAUAGUUUCUUCUAAGAUCUUAGGUGCCAGUGCAUUAAAGGAAUAAAAGACUGUUUAUGAUGUAUUUGGAAGGUAAGGAAAGAGAUUAUUUUGUACCCUACGCUGUACUUUUCUUUUAAAUAAUUUGAAAUGUAAAUUGAUGUUGCUAUUACAAAGUUUAAUUUAUUGUUUAAAAGUGUAGACACCUUUUGAAUGUAUAAUUUUUAUUUUUAUAGCAAUAAAAGCUUGGUUAAUGUUUUCAGUAGAGCUUUCUUGGGAUUUGGAACUGUUUUGAACAAAAAUAUAGCCACCAUUUUAUGCAUAUUGGUAAUAUGGCUAAUGGUGAAAUAAUGGUGAAAUAAAACAUUUUUUAGCUA
Molecule: messenger RNA, 10120 nt
Organism: Taeniopygia guttata (zebra finch)
Lineage: Eukaryota; Metazoa; Chordata; Aves; Passeriformes; Estrildidae
Source: RefSeq, a predicted model, not a curated record